AGCGUGUUGCAAAAGCUGCACACAGUGACCCGCUUGUUAUUGGUCAGAAUGCUGGUGAACCGGGAACAAAAAGAGCCAGACAUUGUCGCUCUGUCCCGGUGCAGUGAGGCAUCAAAUACCUUCAGAGUGAGCUGCAUCUGGACCUCAGACUCAUGUGUGCCGGCCAGAAACCAUUAAAGACGGCAGCCGGACAGCAAACUGGAUGCUAUGUGUUUGUUUCCUCUCGGUAUGGGCUGAGAAGAGUUUUGUGUCAUUUCCUCUGAUUGGAAGCAGAUUUUUUCCGACAACAGAAUGUGAUUUAUCUCCUGAACUCUUCCAAACUCAACCCAUCCUGCUUGAUUUCAUGAAGACGGGAACCAAUUCCUUCCUACGUCAGGCCUCUUGAGAUGGAGUUGUGUGUUAACCGGGAACAAACCAUCUGAAGACGUCCAACAUGACGAGGGCGACGGCGUCCAUUCUCCAUCUGACAGUUACAACUCUCCUAUGCCUCUGCGCGCAGCUGCAUUGCCUGGAGAUAACACCCAACGACAAAGAGCUGGUCCUGGCCGAGGGCUCCUCCCUCACCCUUACCUGCUCCGGCUUCAGGGAGACGACUUGGGAGUUCAAGAGGGACGAUGUGCCGUAUUUCCAAGUGGAGCAAGUUCAAAAUGCAGGCCAAAGCUAUCAAAUCGUGCAAAGCGGCGCCACAUCUAGCAUUUUGACCCUGAAAAAUGUGAGCUGGAAGCACACGGGGGUGUACCUGUGCGUUGAUCGACACACUGGAGAAACUACGGAGGUUGUCGUGUUUGUCCCAGACCCUGAUGUGUGGUUCAUAGAGAGGUUCCAUGGCAUGGUAACUAAGACCAAUGAGGAGAGCAGCAUCCCCUGCGUGGUCACCAACCCAAACAUUAACGUCACCCUGUACGAGAGGGACACUGACAUGCCAAUCAGAGGACAUUAUGUCCCCAGCGAGGGGUACGAGGCGCCGCUGGAGGAAAGGACCUACGUGUGUCGAGGAGAGCUGAACGGGGACGUGGUGGAGUCUCAGGCCUUCUACGUUUACAGCAUUGCUGUCCCGGAGGCCAUCAACGCCCACAUCAAUACGUCAAAGACGGUGCUGAAACAAGGCGAACCGCUGACAGUCAACUGCACGGUGCACGGAGUGGAGCUUGUGUAUUUCUCCUGGGAGAUCCCCAACAGACAUCUGAUUGAGGUGGAGCCGCUCACAGACGUCCUGUCGUCCACCAACAUGCGCUCCUGCCUCAUCUUCUCUCGAGCCACGGUGGCCCACAGCGGAAACUACGUCUGCCAUGUCCACGAGGGCAUGCAAGAGCAGAGGGACUCUGCCAGCGUCAACAUCACUGUGCUCGAGCGAGGCUUCGUGGACGUGAAGGCUGCCAAACAACAGAACAUUUCAGCCAAGCUGCAGGAGAACGUGGAGCUGAGAGUUGAGAUUGAGGCCUACCCUCCCCCCGAAGUCCGCUGGAGCAAGGACGGUGCCACCAUCAACGGAGACAAAACCAUCACAACCAGAGCAGAGCAUGAGAUCAGGUACAUCACUACUCUCACCUUGGUGAGGGUGAGGACGGAGCAGAAGGGACUCUACACCGUCCUCGUCACCAACGGAGACGACACAAAGGAAGUGACCUUUGACCUGGAGGUUCGAGUUCCCUCUCAGAUUAAAGACCUGACCGACCUCCACCUCCCAGGGAAGAGACAUUUGGUGACCUGUGUAGCUGAGGGGGUCCCAACCCCGACCAUCGAGUGGUACAGCUGUGACAGCAUGCUCAAGUGUAGCAACCAGACAGCGGUUUGGCAGCUGCUGACGCCAAAGCCGGAGGAACUGAGCAUCGAAACCAACGUGGGCUACAGCGAGACUCGGAAAACCAGUCAGGUCCGCAGCCAGGUGACCUUCCAAAAGCCCCAGCAGGUCACUGUCCGCUGUGAGACCAGCAACCAAGCAGGCCUUGUCGACAGGAGGGACAUCAAACUGGUGUCCGGCACCACGCUGUUCUCCCAGGUGACAGUGUUGGCUGCUGUUCUCGCCCUGCUGGUCAUCGUUAUCACGGGCUUCAUCAUCCUCAUCGCCGUGUGGAGGAAGAAACCUCGCUACGAGAUCCGGUGGAAGGUGAUAGAGUCUGUGAGCCAGGACGGUCAUGAGUACAUCUAUGUGGACCCCAUCCACCUGCCCUAUGACCUGGCUUGGGAAAUGUCACGAGACAACCUGGUGUUGGGUCGCACUCUUGGAUCAGGAGCCUUUGGCAGGGUGGUCGAGGCAACUGCGUACGGUCUGGCUCAUUCCCAGUCCAGCACAAAGGUGGCAGUGAAAAUGCUGAAGUCCACAGCCAGGAGGAGUGAGACCCAGGCCCUGAUGUCCGAGCUGAAGAUCAUGAGUCACCUGGGACCUCACCUCAACAUUGUGAACCUGCUGGGAGCUUGCACUAAAAAUGGGCCUCUGUACCUGGUGACGGAGUACUGUCGCUAUGGCGACCUGGUGGACUACCUUCACAGGAACAAGCACACGUUCUUGCAGGACUACGCUGAAAAGAACCAAGAUGACGGCUGCCUCAUCUCGGGAGGAAGCACACCGCUUAGCCAGAGGAAAGGCUAUGUAUCUUUCGGAAGUGAGAGCGAUGGAGGCUACAUGGACAUGAGUAAAGAUGAGCCCUCGAUCUACAUGCCCAUGCAGGAGCAGAUAGAUACCAUCAAGUACGCAGACAUCCAGCCUUCUCCAUAUGAGUCUCCCUACCAGCAAGACAUCUACCAGGAACAAGAUGACAGCAGAUUGGACCUAGCCAUCAGUGACUCUUCCAUCCUCACCUUCGACGAUCUUUUGAGCUUCAGCUACCAAGUGGCGAAGGGGAUGGAGUUCCUCGCCUCCAAGAAUUGUGUCCAUCGUGACCUCGCUGCCAGGAACGUCUUGAUCUGUGAGGGCAAACUGGUGAAGAUCUGUGACUUCGGCCUGGCCAGAGACAUCAUGCAUGACUCCAACUACAUCUCUAAAGGCAGCACCUUCCUGCCCCUGAAGUGGAUGGCACCUGAAAGUAUUUUCCACAAUUUGUACACAACCCUGAGCGAUGUGUGGUCGUAUGGCAUACUUCUUUGGGAGAUCUUCACACUGGGAGGAACCCCCUACCCUGAUCUGCCUAUGAAUGAGUUAUUCUACAGCGCUCUGAAGAGAGGUUACCGAAUGACCAAACCCGCCCACGCCUCUGAUGAAGUCUAUGAUAUCAUGAGGAAGUGCUGGGAUGAGAAGUUUGAGACGAGGCCUGACUUCUCCUUUCUGGUGCACAGUAUGGGGAAUAUGCUGGCAGACGGCUAUAAAAAGAGAUACAAUCAAGUCAACGACAACUUCCUGAAGAGCGACCAUCCGGCUGUUGCCCGCACCAAGCCCCGGCUCUCCUCACCCUUUCCCAUCGCCAAUCCAUCAUUUGGCUCCCCCGCUUCCCCCGCCACCCUCUCCUUCCCCCCGGACCCCUACAACCAGUACCCGGGAAACUUUAGACAGCAGGCCGACGCGCAGGACGUCAUAACCUCAUACAACGAGUACAUCAUUCCAAUCCCAGACCCCAAGCCGGAGGAAGCUUUCACUGACGUGCCAUCAGAGAGCCCUGCCAGCUCUGAGGCUCUGGAGGAGGAGAGCGACUCCGUGUCUCAGGACACGGCGGACACCCUGCCAGAGGAGGACAGGCUGGAGGAGACCAGCGAGAGAGACGCUCUGCUGGGCUCAUCCGGGACGCCUGAGGUAGAGGACAGCUUCCUGUAGCCACACUAGCCUGAACCCUGAGAGAACGCAGCCCUUUUAUGGGGAUUUCUUUUUAACAUGCCUGAAAAAGGGAACGCGACUAAACUAGAAUGUAGCAAAAUGGAGACCGAGAAGGCAACCUCUGUAUUUCCACUAAGCACUCUAAAGGUUUUGUCCUUCUUUGAGUUUUUGUUUCACACCUAAUACCUCUGGGAUUACAAACGGUUACAGAUAGCGAGCGUGAUGUUAUCAACCAGUCAUUUAUUGAGAGUUGAAUGCGGUACACUCCUCACACUCCUGUAGAAUCAGUUUACAGUGAGUGCAGAGGUGUUCACUGUAUCCUCCAGUUUAGAUUUAUGAGGCCUUAUGAGACAUGUGCUUUAUUCCUUGCACACAUUUAGCCUUAUGCCCUUCGUUGGCUUUUCACAUUAAAUCCCUCCCACCUUCUCAACCGGUGUAGAUUUUAAUGAACAGUUUUAUCAGUUGUAAUAAUACAAAAAUGAUUAACUCAAAAAUAGAAAAUGUACACACGUUCAAAACUAAGUAAUAAAAGUUCAAUAUGAAUGGGAAUCCUCAAUAUUAAUUAAACUUUUAGUAAACCACCACCAUUAGUCAUGGAAUUUGGAUAAUUAAAUCAAAACUUAUUUUUUCCUCCACAGCUGUUGUAAAGUAUUUUUGUAAAAUCUUAUUCCCGGUAUAUGAAAUGCAGACAGAAUCUACAUGCACUGUUUUACCAUCAGAUUAUGUUUUUUUUGUUUGAUAUGCAUUAGAGCCAGCAUUCUCCCAUUUUCUCUUUUGUUUUCAGAGAUUUUUGAGAUGAUAUCAAAUGUAUAUGUCUUUCGUGAAGUUUGAAUAGCGCCCUUUGUCUUUGAAUACUUGUUUCUGUGUAGGCUUUAAUUCAUAGUCCUGUGCCAGAUUUGCACUUUAUUUAGAAGAGACGCUUCAUUAUAAGGAAAUAUAAAAUUACACAAUGUUACAAAAGAAGAAGCUGAGAAUUUAUUGAGGGAGAUUGAGUUUUGCUUUUCAAUGUGUGGCUGUGAGAGAUAGGUAAUGACUCCCGGUGUCUUGGAGGACAGGCGGUUGUCAAGUGAAAAUAAUAAACCCAGCGUAUCACUGCCUUAGCACAAGAUGGCACACAUGGACGCCUUUGUACAGACUGAGAUAUUUGUUUCUGCAGCUGAAGCCGCGCGCUGAUAUGAAGGGCUAUACUGUACUCAAGGAACCUAGAUAGCCAUAUGUGCACAUGUAGAAAUUAUGCUUCUGUUGCAAUGUUUAACAUUCACUUACACGAUGUCCACUUCCAUUACAUAAUCCACCAUUUAAAACGACACUAGUUUUAUUUCCUGUAGCAUUUGUUCCACAUUAUUAAAUGCACAUCACAGUAUCACAAGCUACGGUACCAAAGCUCUUGUUAACGUUUACAAAUGUAUUUUUAUAUAUAUGUGUCAUUUUAUAUGUUGUAAAUGUCAAAAUAAAUGUGUAUUAUCAUAGUA
Messenger RNA from Platichthys flesus (European flounder), 5217 nucleotides. It is a transcript of the gene pdgfrb, whose product is annotated as platelet-derived growth factor receptor, beta polypeptide. The transcript has 23 exons. Gene Ontology annotation, molecular function: ATP binding; platelet-derived growth factor binding; platelet-derived growth factor beta-receptor activity. The coding region runs from base 434 to 3745 and encodes 1103 amino acids. Gene Ontology annotation, cellular component: signaling receptor complex. The record is from RefSeq and is a predicted model, not a curated record. Lineage: Eukaryota; Metazoa; Chordata; Actinopteri; Pleuronectiformes; Pleuronectidae. Gene Ontology annotation, biological process: positive regulation of smooth muscle cell migration; angiogenesis; cell chemotaxis.